This is a messenger RNA of Engraulis encrasicolus (European anchovy), 3128 nucleotides long. RefSeq names its product homeobox protein PKNOX1-like. Bases 1472 to 2824 code for a protein of 450 amino acids. The transcript has 10 exons. Gene Ontology annotation, molecular function: RNA polymerase II cis-regulatory region sequence-specific DNA binding. NCBI's taxonomy places the organism in Eukaryota, Metazoa, Chordata, Actinopteri, Clupeiformes, Engraulidae. The record is from RefSeq and is a predicted model, not a curated record. Gene Ontology annotation, biological process: angiogenesis; regulation of transcription by RNA polymerase II.
AAAGAGCAGCGUGGAGUCUGACUGCCUUCCUCUGAAGCCUCGGGGGCCAGGCCCUUUGCCGCUGAAACGUCAUGUCUCCUCCCAUCUCAUGGUUAUUCAUGAGCUAACUCGCCAGCGUGACUUUACGUGGUGACGACACGCGACAACUGCGGGUCCCGAUUGCAGCAGCCGCUUGUCAUUGUGACGAAGAUUGGCACUAAGGUAAGCUGUCACUCAAAAUCUUCUUUUUCCGUUCCCUAUCAAUCAAGCAAUCUGAGCCAUACACAAAAAUGCCGUAGGCGAGCAGGCACAUGGGAUCUGGAUAUGCGUUGUGCGUCUGAAGGCGUAGUGAAAUAAUGAUGUGCGGGACGGACGGCCUUUAGCGUAAGGCGAUUUUCUGGGAAACGAAGGAUGAGGACCAGGAGCAAGGCCCCGUUUUUUAAUCAUCUUUUGUAGAAGUGCGAAUGGCGCUAGUGGCGGGGAGGGAGAGGCAGCUGUCCCGAGAUUGAUUGAUAGACGGCAGUGGGCAGGUUUUUAUUACAAUUAAAGGGACAGGACUAGAUUUUCCAAAGGACGAAUAAAUAAUCACUUUAUAUUUUUGUCGGAAAUAUGACAAUCGGUAGCUGUAACCGCUCAUGUGUGCGGAGGCCAACAGAAUCUCCAGUGUAAACAAACAUUCACCUCCAUUUCAGACUGUUUCCUGCUACAGCGACGGCAGCUAGCAUUAGCCACGGUCGUGUUGUGUGUAUGGGGGGAACAUGGCGGCUACAUGAGUUCGACCAUUCUAAAAGAGAUUCUUAAUUCCACAAUCUAAAAUGGGCUACAUUUGUUUCCAGACCGCCGUCUCGUGUGUUUUAUUCUCUGCACCAAGGCGAGAAUUGUACCCUAAACAACUGUACGGGUUCGUUUCCUCACACAAACAUGAUCAGAAAAGUUUCAGUUGUGCCGAUGUUGGUGUUGAGCAUUUUGAGAUGUUUAAGGGCGUGAAUGCAUGCACUCCCCGUUGUGUGCGAGUUCGCAGCAGUCAACACAAGCGGAAAACGGCGUGUGGCCGCCCGAUACAAAAUAGAUGGUCAGCUAACUUUAUGCAGCCACCGGAGCACGAGGCAGAAAAUGGGCAAUUUCCGGUCAAACGAUUCAAACCCAUAAAACCCCACACUCUGCUUUCUGUCUGCAUUUAACGUCUCAAAACCACUUAAAAUACAAGGGUGAGAUGUCCCGGCGAACACAUUGCAACAAGGCGGCAAAGUUGGUGACCUUUAUCGCUUCCCAUAAUAACCCCCCUGUAUUAAAUGCCCUUCUAUAAAUACUCGUGCAAUGCGAUAUGAUAAUGUGAUGGCUCAAGCAAGGGGUGUUAAAAUUACACUGAGAAAAAUAAAGCGAGUCUGCAUCAUAAUGUGUGUACUGUUGUCGUGUAUGUCUGCUCUGCAGGACCGCUGCUGCUGGCCGGAUCCUCUAUGAUGAUAAAAUACUGUGGACAUAAACAUUAAUAAUGAUGGCUUCCCAGUCCAUGCCUGUAGAGGAGUAUCAGCAGGAGGCUGAGCAGAUUGUCGCGGGCCAGACAGAAUGCACCAAAGGGGACUAUGGGGACGCGACGACUGUCAACGCGGUCCCCAGCCCCCCGAGCACAGAGCCACAAACACCCAUGGGGGCCGACAAGGAGGCAAUCUACAGGCAUCCACUGUUCCCCUUGCUGGCGUUGCUCUUUGAGAAGUGUGAGCAGUCCACCCAGAGUUCGGACUGCGUGACGUCGGCCAGCUUCGAUGUGGACAUUGAGAACUUUGUGCGCGGCCAGGAGAAGGAGGGGAAGGCCUUCUUCAGCGAAGACCCAGAACUGGACAGCCUGAUGGUGAAGGCGAUCCAGGUGUUGCGUAUCCACCUGCUGGAGCUGGAGAAGGUGAGUGACCUGUGUAAGGACUUCUGCAGCCGCUACAUCGCCUGCCUCAAGACCAAGAUGAACAGCGAGACGCUGCUCAGCGGAGAACCGGGAAGCCCUUAUUCACCCGUACCCACACAGACGUCGAGUUCCCUGACGGGCACCCUGAGCCCCCAGGGCAUCAUGGUCCCCGCCUCGGCCCUGCAGCAAGGCAACGUGACCGUGACCACCGUCAACCCCGCACAAGUGGUCGCAGGUAUGUCUUCAUGGCAUACGGCCCCCUCAGGGGGAACAGUUUAUCAGCCCGUCACCGUCGUCACGCCGCAGGGACAAGUGGUGACCCAAGCCCUUUCCCCUGGGACAAUACGCAUCCAGAACACACAGCUUCAGCUGCAGUUGAACCAGGACCUGAGCUUCUUCAGUCAGGACGAGGGCUCGUCCAAGAACAAGAGGGGCAUCCUGCCCAAGCAGGCCACCAACGUCAUGCGCUCAUGGCUCUUCCAGCACAUCGGGCAUCCGUACCCGACUGAAGAUGAGAAGAAGCAGAUUGCCACCCAGACUAACCUGACGCUGCUACAGGUCAACAACUGGUUCAUCAAUGCACGGAGGCGGAUCCUGCAGCCAAUGUUGGACGCUAGCCAAUCAGAGACGCCCAAGAGCAAGAAGAAGCCUCCUCAGAACCGGCCCCUGCAGCGCUUCUGGCCAGACUCCAUCGCCUCAGGAGUCACCCAGCAGCACCUCACAAUGGCCGACGGCACGGUGGUGGCGGUGGGCGAGGAUGGGCUGCAGACGCUGACGUCGGACGGGGCCACGCUGGCGGUACAGCAGGUGAUGCUGGGCGGCCACAGCGAGGACGACUCGGCCGGCUCCGACGACGAGGACGACGAGCACGAGCACGACGGCCACCCCGACCUGUCGGACGCCAACAUGACCAGGCUGGGCCUGGAUCACAGCGACUCACUGCAGUAGACUUUACUUACUCACUCACAAAACUCACACACACACGUACACACACACACACACACACAGUCACGCAUGUAUGGGCAUAAAUGAUAUUACACACACACACACACACACAAAAUGCCAGCCAAGACAAAAAAAAAGAAAUGCACAAGCGUGAAAUCAUAAAGACACGCACACAUAUAUAUACAUACACACACACACACACACACACACACACAAACACCCACCGCAUGUUUUAAGCGCUGUCCAUAGUACUGUAGCUCAUUUUUGGUAUUGGAGUUCCGAAAUAGACAAGAGGUCUAACAUUUUA